Rubroshorea leprosula is the source of this 1269-nucleotide messenger RNA. The record is from the annotation of a GenBank genome assembly. NCBI's taxonomy places the organism in Eukaryota, Viridiplantae, Streptophyta, Magnoliopsida, Malvales, Dipterocarpaceae.
UCAUUUUUGUUUUUGUAGUAAUUUGUGAUUGAUUUUAUUGACUGCUUAAUGGUUUGACAAAUUGUAGACAUUGGAGCAGAUUGUUUUAGAUGGAGUUGAUAUGUUUUGUUUUCAACCUAUGCGUCACCGAGAUUGUUCCCAGGUACGAAGGUUAGCUGGGAUCUAUCAUUUGUCUAGCAGCUGCCAAGGUUCUGGCAAGAAAAGUUUUGUGACAGUGACACGAACACAGCACACUUGCAUGCCGUCUUCAAGUGAUAAACUUCGCUUGGAAAAGCUAAUUGGAGCUGGCAACGAGGAUGCUGACUUUGCUAUUAAUGAAGCUGUAAAUUCAAAAGCAGUGACUGCAGGCAGAGGCAGAGCAAAUAAGGUUGGAAAAGGGAGUGGUUUAAGCUUGCUGGAAUCCCAACAAUCUGCUCGAAGCAAAUCAUCAAAGAAAGGCAAAGGCAAUAACAAUGGUGAAGUGGGCGAGAAGAAACAGAGUGGGAAAAAGAGUUUAUAUGCCAAUCAGCCUGUCUCAUUUGUGUCAAGUGGCAUAAUGGAACCGGAUACUGCCGAAAAUAAAACUACAGAUUCUAAUUGUUUGCCGGAAGCUUGUGACGGUAAGGGAGUUGCUAGUUCAACAAAUUUUGGCGCAUUUGAGGUACACACCAAAGGUUUUGGAUCCAAAAUGAUGGCCAGAAUGGGAUUUGUAGAAGGCAGAGGGUUGGGAAAAGAUGGCCAAGGUAUUGCAGAACCCAUUGAAGCUGUAAAACGUCCCAAAUCCCUAGGGUUGGGUGUGGAUUUCUCUGCCUCAGAUGUUGCCGUGAAAGUCUCCAACACAAGUGUUGACUCAGCAGCAAGGGUUCAACAUAAAACAAUUGGAGCUUUUGAAAAACAUACCAAAGGGUUCGGAUCAAAGAUGAUGGCCAAGAUGGGGUUUGUUGAAGGCAUGGGUUUAGGCAAAGAUUCACAAGGAAUUCUCAAUCCUUUGGCGCCUGUAAGGCGUCCAAAAUCUAGAGGAUUGGGUGCCAAAGUAUAAAAGGCUAAUAACUAUUAUAACAUUCGCUUCAACAGAACAAUUUUAAGGUUAUGUGACUUGUGUCAAUGUAUUCUAGUUCUUUCAAUUUAGCUACAUUGUAAUUGUCAUUGUAUUGUUUGGUAUCCAUUUGAAGUUUGUGACAGGGAAACAAGUUUCUUGCUUGGUCAUGGAUCCCUAUGAGUUCAAGGGCUCAUUCUGUUUUUCUUCUAGUUUUUCUUUCUGGCUUCUUUGAAUAGAAAGAAACUUCUGCU